CCCUGGUAUGUACAACAAGGAGGAGAAUCCCCGAGUUCCUAUCAUAGUCACCAGUAAUGACUUCUCCACAUAGUACGCUCCUCUUAUUCGUGAUGGUUGCAUGGAAAAAUUCUACUGGGCUCCUACUAGGGAAGACCGGAUUGGUGUUUGCACUGGCAUUUUCCGAACUGACCAUGUUCCUCCAGAGGACAUAGUGAAGCUUGUUGAUACAUUCCCUGGGCAGUCAAUCGACUUCUUUGGAGCCCUGAGGGCAAGAGUGUAUGACGAUGAAGUGAAGAAGUGGAUUUCUAGUGUCGGGGUUGAAAAUGUUGGGAAAAAGCUUGUGAAUUCAAAGGAGGGACCUCCGACGUUUGAGCAACCAAAGAUGACUCUUGAGAAGCUCCUUGAGUAUGGAAGCAUGCUUGUCCAAGAACAGGAAAACGUAAAGAGAGUCCAACUGGCUGACAAGUACUUGAAUGAGGCAGCCCUUGGAGAUGCAAAUGAAGAUGAUAUGAAAAGAGGAACUUUCUAUGGUUAGCACCCUUUGUCCUAAAGGCUUUGAUUGGAGGUUUGCAUCUGGAAUAUGAUUAAGAAGGGAUCAAGAUUUUAGAUGAGUUUGUUUAAGCUUCUUUUUCAUUGUUUAUGUGCAGGCAAAGCAGCACAACAAGUUAACCUUCCUGUUCCUGAAGGCUGCACUGAUCCAAAUGCACCAAACUUUGAUCCAACAGCUCGGAGUGACAAUGGGAGCUGCCUGUACCAGUUCUAAGUAUGUUCUAGGAAUUAGAGUAUGUCAACAACAGAGUAGCCACAAAAAUGAUGUAUGUAUUUAAUGAUGUCAAAUAUGCUUUCUAGACUGUCUUGUAAUUGUGUUCUAAUGCAUGCUUUCUUUUGAACUUCCAAUUUUCCAACCUCG
This is a messenger RNA of Ilex paraguariensis (yerba mate), 892 nucleotides long. NCBI's taxonomy places the organism in Eukaryota, Viridiplantae, Streptophyta, Magnoliopsida, Aquifoliales, Aquifoliaceae. The record is from the annotation of a GenBank genome assembly.